Messenger RNA from Trichomonas vaginalis G3, 495 nucleotides. RefSeq lists its product as uncharacterized. The transcript has a single exon. Bases 1 to 495 code for a protein of 164 amino acids. Lineage: Eukaryota; Parabasalia; Trichomonadida; Trichomonadidae. The record is from RefSeq and is a predicted model, not a curated record.
AUGCUUCGAGGUCUUCAGGUCACUAUAGAUUCCAGAAACUUCCCCGAUCAAGCGAUGACCACAGUGGGCGACAUAUUCUUUACACGUAUGCUUCAAGCUUCUGAUUUAGAUGGAGUGAAUGAAUGCACAGAAGAAUACGAGGACUCAUUAACUAGACCACUGAAUGAUGAUAAUGGCACGCCAUUAGCUAGAACAUGGAAAGACCAAACUUCAUUCUUAUGCACUAUUCCAGUUCAACGUGAUGGAGCGGGUAUAUUCUUUGAUGGAUUAGAAACUUUCAACUCACAAGUUACAGUACAAGUGAAAGCUUAUCCAAUCAUUCAGGGUGAAAAUGACACUUACUGUUCAAAAGUGACAAAUCCUCCUCAGGUUUGGUUUACUAGGACUACGUAUUGGACAUGGACACCGGAUGAAGGUUUGAAAUAUCAUCCAACAGGUACACCACCACAGUAUAGAAGUUCAUAUGAUGAAAUAUUGAUGAAUAGAAAUGUUUAA